Molecule: messenger RNA, 3588 nt
Organism: Sitodiplosis mosellana (orange wheat blossom midge)
Lineage: Eukaryota; Metazoa; Arthropoda; Insecta; Diptera; Cecidomyiidae
Exons: 6
Coding region: 861-3179 (772 amino acids)
Source: RefSeq, a predicted model, not a curated record
UUGGAAUAAAACUGAAUAUUAUAAUUUGAUCCAUUAUUUUUUUUGCAAAUGCAAAACGAUUCGAUGAGUUUAUCUAAAGUUUUGCUCCAUUUGCAUCAAUAUAAAUUAAAUAAUAUAAGCGAAUAUUAAUUAUCAUUCAAAUGAAAUGAUUUUAAAGUGAAAAAAAUAUGUGUAUUUCCACAUUGUCUCAAUUGUCGAUCGUUGUAACUUAUUGUUUCUCUUGCAUUUGAUUGUUGGAUUGGAAAAAAAUAUCAAGUAAAUAAUUCGUGCGAAAUCAUAGAUUCCGAAUGCAAAGUUUACUAUUUGUUUGUCACAAAUGUUACUAAGAUUUCCAAGUAUUGUUUACGAGACUGAUCUGAAAAAUUGUUUUGUCAAGUGCAAUUUCGUAGAUAUUUGUUCAAUUCAACAUUCAGGGAAACCCAUUCUACUCAUCGGUUUAUUGAAUCAGCCAUUGAUUUCAUCACAAUCAAUUUGAUUUACUGCAUAAGAAUUUCUAUAGAACAGAUUUUCUCAAACCGCAAAAAAACUCAUUGAUCUCAGUACAUCAGCAUACAAGCCAUUAGAAAAUAAUAGCAAACAAAGCAUAAGAGAUUUAAGGGUUUCUAAUGAACACAUGAAAUAAGCGGCGGAACCGAAUGGUUAUCGUUUGUAAAAUCAAUAAGUAAUAAGAGCUGCAUAAAAUUUGUGCUAGCUCACAAAAAUACUAAUACAACGAGACGAGAAUUAGUUUCCAAUACGUUGCAAACACAGCGACUCGUUCACUUGCUUCUUGAACGUGAACCGAGCUAGAAGGAAAAAAUUAUCAUUCGAUCAAAUCGACAGUGUUCAAUCGACAAAAGAACGUGAAAAAAGUCUAACGAAUGGGCUACCAGCGAAAAAAAACAAGAAAGAAGGGGAAGCCAAUUGCAGUGCUUGGGGACGUGAUUAAGGAGGAUGAAAAAGAAAAGGAUUCCGGCAUAAGAACCAUCAAAACGCAGUUGCGUGCCAUUCUUCGGCCGGAAUACCGUGACUUGUUGAUUGCAGCCAUCCCCGACAGAUCAAUAAUGGCAACGAAAAUUUGUGCACUCGCCUCGCAGUUGUUCCUGUUCCGUUGUGAGCGCGCAUUCGACGACAAUGACAAAGGAUUUUUUGAACAGAAUGGCGAAAAGGUGAUUCGGUCGUGUUUUUUUGGUGUGCUCAAGAAAAAUAUUUACAAGAAGAAGAAAAUGCCGCCGGAAUUUCGUAAAAUGGUGCAUCAGCUGGACGAUAGCCAUCGAGUCGUUUGGCCCAACGCAGACUAUUUCGGCAAUGCAAUGAAUGAUUUGAUUGACACGUACAUAACGAACGUAAAAAACAACUUGAAGACGCAUAGCAAGAAACGCCUGCGCGAAUGGCUGCGUGUAAAAGUGUUCGAAUCUUCGUUGGUUGCUCGAUACGAACAGGCUGACAUCGACCGUGUGAUUAGUUUGGCAAUUUUUGGCAAUGACGAUAUCACAAUCAAUGGCAUGGAUGAUGUUGCCAAACGUGAGCGGCGUACGUUGUUGAUUGGAAUGGUCACGAAGAACAGUUGGUGGGACAUACCAGACAACAACAUCGGCCUAUUCACAAAUGGGAAGGACUGGUUCAAGAGCAUCGCAUUCUGGAUUUCCCUCCAGCGGAAAAUUGAUGAUUUCAACACCUGCGAGGAAUAUCGUGAAGAACGCCGAUGCCAACGCGAAGAGUUUGAAGAGCUGAAACGAUGCCGACGUCGAAAUCACCGUCCGUGCACUUGGCAGCAGCCGACAGAUCGAGGCCAAAAUGGAAAUGAGUACAUUGAGAAAGGGCCGCCGAGAGUGAAAAAUCUGGCAGUGAUUCCCAUUUGCAGUUUCACUCGUACCCACUACACGUUGGACAAUCGAACAUUGUACUCUUUGUUGCGUCAACUUGGAAUCGUACCACUUAACAUCACAGAGGACGAGUUCAGAAAACAAAAGGAGUAUUAUUGGGGCCAAUACUUCGAUAUGCGGAAAAUCUAUCAUCUCGGUCGCAGUAGAAAAAAGUUCCGUUUCCGAAUUCUCUCGAAUGGACAGGCCGUAUCGCUACAAUUCGAUAUUGACAAAACGAAAUUGAAACCAGUUGACAAAAAGGCCAUUGUUCAAAACUACAAAAAGUUUGUCAAUGAAGGUGCAACUGAUCCGGGUGUGAAUACGUGGAACGCAACAACGGUACAUAACAUCGAAACUGGCAAAGAGGCGAACUACACAAUCAGCAGCAAACAGUAUCAUUACUGGACGAAGCAAACGGUUCGAAAUCGACAGGGAAAGCGGUGGACCAAAGACUUUGUCAAGGUAGAGAGGCAGGAUCGUGAAAAUCGUGCGCUCUAUCCGGUGAUGCCAUCGCCAUUGGGUAGGCACUGGCAGAACUACAUUCGGCAUCGACUCAAAAUGACGGAACGUGGCAUUGCCGUGUAUACGACAGACAAAUACACGAGACUCAACUUUGACAAGUAUGUUCGAGCAAACAGUGUGACCGAUAGCAUAGCCGGAAUGUUGACCAACCAUCAGCCAACACUCAUGCAUUUCGGAGCUGCUCAAAUGUCGCCCAGUUCACCCAUCGGCAUCAAAAAGUCACUGCGUUGCCCGGGCAAUCGGAAAAUGAUACGAAGCUACAAAAAGUGUCGUGGUUGUGUGUCUAAUAUGGUCGACGAGUAUUACACUUCACAAACAUGCGCCAAGUGCUUCGGCCGUUUUGAUCGACGCACGAAACGACAUCGCUUCAAAGUCUGCCAUGAUUGUCGGCCGAAAUUGGUAGAAGCAAUGCUGCCAUCAAUGAUCGUGUGCAAGGUCAACAAACGAAAGAUGAGGCACGAGAAGCUGAAACUGUUUUUGCUCGAGAAAGAAGCGGAAGAGGGCAACGGAAAUCCAGCGGUUGGCAAUGAUGUCCCACAUCCAGAUCAACUAAACCCAGAAUUACUCCCAAAAGUGGCAAUCUACCACAAAACAUGGCAUGUAAAUGAGUCUAGUAAAAUCGUGGAAUACGUGAAAUUCAAUUCAGCCGGUGAGAUGGGAGUUGUCGAGCCACGAGUACACAAGACGACAUGGCAUCGCGACAUAGCCGCUGCAAAAUGUAUCCUGAUCAAAGGACACUAUGACUUGUUUGGGUACACGUUACCCGAAACAUUGCAGAGGCCAUCCAACCAGCGAGCUGCUGUCAACAACUAACCAGCUUCAUGUAUUUCACGCCAUUCACAUUGAAUAAUUUAAAAAUUAAAAUAUAACAUUAUGUUAUUUCCGCUAUGCCUGAUUGUUGUGGUAUAGUAGGCGUACAUACUUAUCUAAGGAGGCCAGAAGUACCCAUAUGGGUAAUAAGAGCUGCAGAAUUUAUUUGUGAUAUCAAUUUCGUGAAUAAUGAGGAAAAUCAAUUUAUUGAAUAUGAUCUCCAGACACGAAAUAAAUAAAUAAAAUGCCAAUAAUAGAAAGACAAUUGUUUUGGAUAAAAAAAACUCAUUUGUGAAUGGCUUAGUUUUAUUGUCACGUUUAGAAUAGAGUUGUACAUUUGUUUGAUUCAUAUUUGUUUACAAUUAAUUUUCAUAAUAAUAAAUAUGUCAAUGGUUUCCAUGAGAUUUAUUAG